Molecule: messenger RNA, 897 nt
Organism: Peniophora sp. CBMAI 1063
Lineage: Eukaryota; Fungi; Basidiomycota; Agaricomycetes; Russulales; Peniophoraceae
Source: the annotation of a GenBank genome assembly
AUGUCUGCUGAGAACCUGACUUCGAACAAGAUCUUUGACUUGACCGGACGCGUAGCGCUCGUGACGGGCGGGGGCUCCGGUAUCGGCUUGAUGAUCGCGGGCGGUCUCGCUGCCAACGGUGCAAAAGUCUACAUCGCGAGUCGUCGCCUCGAGCUUCUCGAGAAAGUCGCCGGCGAAUGGAACCAAAAGGGCUGGAACGUCGUCCCCCUUGUAUGCGAUGUCACGGACCGCGAUAGUAUCUUGGCAGCCAAGAAGGUGGUUGAAGAAAAGGAUGGCAAGCUCCAUAUCCUCGUGAAUAACGCUGGAGCCGUGGGCCCGCGGACUGGAUGGCUCAACACCCCCGAUGCUCCGGAGAAGAAAGAUGCAGAGACCUUCGGCGCAGCUCUCUUCAAUGAUGGCGGGUUCGACGAGUGGUCUUGGCUGUACAAGAUCAACACCUUCAGCGUCUAUUAUGUUACCGCUGCCUUCACCGGUCUACUAGAGAAGGGCGCGAAAGAUAUCGGCGGAACUUUCACGUCAAGUGUAGUCAACAUCACCAGCAUUAGCGGCAUCGUCAAGCUUGCUCAGAACCACUUUUGCUACAACAGCGCGAAAGCUGCCGCGUCUCAUCUGACCAAGAUGAUGUCUACCGAGUACGCUCUGAACAAGAUCCCCGUUCGCAUCAAUGCCAUCGCGCCGGGAGUCUACGCGUCUGAGAUGACCUUCGACGAGAUCAGUCCUGAGGAUGUGGAAAAGGUAGCCCAAUCUAUUGUCCCUGUACCCGCCGGUCGCGCUGGAUUGGCGGAGGAAAUGGCGGGCACCGUCAUCUACCUGUCUACGAAGGCGGGUGGGUACGCAAACGGACAGGAAAUUGUCAUCGACGGCGGAUACCUCGCCGUCAACCCGUCUACCAAGUAG